Poecile atricapillus (Black-capped chickadee) is the source of this 3688-nucleotide messenger RNA. It is a transcript of the gene CHAD, whose product is annotated as chondroadherin. Lineage: Eukaryota; Metazoa; Chordata; Aves; Passeriformes; Paridae. Gene Ontology annotation, cellular component: extracellular matrix. The record is from RefSeq and is a predicted model, not a curated record. The coding region runs from base 420 to 1505 and encodes 361 amino acids. Gene Ontology annotation, molecular function: protein binding. The transcript has 4 exons.
CAACCAAAACAGGCUGUUUUCCCCACUGCAGAUGAAUCUGGGCCCUGCUCAGCUCAGCAGGGACCAGGGAGGUUCUCCACAGAGCAGGUCUGCAUUGGUUCUUCCUGAGUAUUUGCCUCCCAUUUUCCUCCAGAGAUGAAAACUACCUCUGCACAUUGCUCAGCCGCAGGGCCAGGCAGCACCAUGGACACUCCUGCCUGGUGCCAAGGGGUUAAGCUCACAGUAAGUUCCCAAAGCCAGUUGUUUCCAACUGGCUGCUGCCUGUGGUUUGUGGGAAGGGAUUUUGCUUUUUAAUAACAUUAUAAAUAGGGCUGUGUUCAGUAUGCUGCAAACUCAGUUUCUCUCUCUCUCUCUCUCCCUCACCCAUCACUCUCUUUCUCCCGCUUCUCUUCCCACCACACUUAAUUCCAGAUCUGACCAUGACUGGGUCAGGCUUCCUCCUCGGUGUCCUCAGCCUGCUGGUAUGUCUUGUCUCCACCACGCAGGCAUGUCCCCCCAGCUGCCACUGCCACGGCGGAGACCUGCAGCACGUCAUCUGCGACAAUGUGGGGCUGAAGAAGAUCCCCAAAGUGCCUGAGCAGACACGGCUUCUCAACCUGCAGAAGAACAACUUCCCCAUCCUGCCGACCAACGGCUUCCGUGACAUGAAGAAGCUGGUGUCCCUGCACCUCCAGAGCUCUCGGAUCAAGGAGAUCUCCAGCGGAGCCUUCCGGGGGCUCAAGAGCCUGGUCUACCUCUAUCUCACCGACAACCAAAUCAGUGUCAUAAAGCCAGGAGCCUUCGAUGAUCUCUCUGAUCUCACCUACCUGUACCUGGACAAGAACAAGAUCCCAGACCUAUCCAAAGGGCUUCUGUCCCCUCUUGUCAACCUCUUCAUCCUGCACUUGGGCAGCAAUAAAAUCCGUGAGCUGAAACCAGGGGUCUUCAAUGGGACUAAAGAUCUGCGCUGGCUCUUCCUCUCUGACAACUCCCUCACCAGCCUCCAGCCUGGGGCCAUGGAGGAUGUAGAAAACCUCGCUGUCCUCCACCUGGACAAGAACCAGCUGAGCAGCUACCCUGUGAAUGCAAUGAGUAAGCUGAGAGUGCUGGAGGAACUGAAAUUUUCUCAUAACCCAAUUGAGGUCAUCCCUGACAAUGCCUUCCAAUCCUUCGGGCGAUACCUGCAGACGCUCCACCUGGACAACAUGAAACUGAAGAAGUUUGCAGAUAACGCAUUUGCUGGUGUGACUGUGCUGAAAACCGCCCACCUGGAGAACAACCGGCUCACCCAGCUGCCCCGAAACUUCCCUUUUGACAAAAUGGAGACGCUGACAAUCUCCCGAAACCCCUGGCACUGCAACUGCCAGCUGGCACCUCUGCGCAAGUGGCUGAAAGGCAACCGCACCCGUGCUGAGGACAGCUGCUCCACGCCAGCCCAGUACCGGGGACAGCCCAUCAGGGACACCCCGGCCCUCCGCUCCUGCAAGCUGCCCACCAAGAGGUCCAGGAAGGGGAGCCGCCAUUAAACACGUAAGUGCUAGCAGGCUCCAGUAUGGCCUGUCCUGGUGACGGGUCAAUUCAACCAUCAGAAAACUACUGACUUCCAAGUCCUUCCUUGAACUUCUCCUACCUAUCAGGAAACACUUCUGAUAUACCUGAACAUCUGCAGCCUCCUCCGAAUCCUCGCUUCUCUGCUGAUCACAAGGAUGGAAUCCACCUUCUCAAUCUUUUCCAACAUCUAUGUACUUUAAAAGAGGUCUUUUUUAAAACUAAACUAUGCAUGACCAUACUAAGACAAGCUAAGCUAGAUCCUGCCGGUAAAACACAGUCAUCUCUCCCAGAAGAAACAUAACCCACAUCCCUGAUCAAGCAGCUGGUUGCUGCCUCUCCCAUUCCAGAGGAGCAGGAGCAAAUGGGAAGGCAGGAGCACCCCUUCCCCAGCUGCUUGAUAAAGAAAAUUGGUCUCAACCCAUGCAAAGAGACUCCCCUGCCUUCCCAUGGAGGGGAUCCCUGCAGGCCAGGGCUGAGGGGACAGGUGAAGCAGCAACCAAGAGCUGGUGGCCCUGAGGCAACAAUCUCCCAAAAUUGGCCAGAAAUCCUUGAAGGGAAGCAGUACUGGGAACCUCCAGCACUGGAGCCAUCUGAAGACCUGAUUCCCUCCCACUCUGUAGGGUCACCAAGCUGUCCAAGACGAGAAGGUGUGCAUGGUGCAGUUGGCUCAGGCACCCCUCCUCUCCUUCCCACUCAUUCCCAGAGUAUCUACCAGGACACCAGGAUGACUGUGGUUUAUUGUCACAGCUAUAACAAUGCCACAGUUGCAAUUCAACUAUGUUUAUAAUCCUAAAGAGUUAUAUAAAUAUAUGUCUAUUUAUUCCUCUGUAACAGUGUAAAUGACCUUUAAGAGGGUGAAAGUUCCUCUGCCUCCUAUAUAGAAAUCAAAUUGUAUAUUUUCUUAUGUACAUCUUCUGUAUAAAGCUCUUGCUGCAAAGAUGAAAUCAACAAGUCUGUGUGUCUGUCUGAGGGCUGGAGGGAUCAGGAGUAACAUGAGACCAGUGGCACAAAUAUAGACUUAAUCCUCUUUAUCCCAUGGGCAGAGCAACUGUUUGAGAGGGCUUUAUUAUUUCUCUUGCUACAAAACAGGAACAUGUGACACCUAAUGAGUCCUGGGCUCUCACAGUAAUGCUUGAAAAUAUUUUGUGAGGCCAAACUCAAGUUUACUAUAAAAAUAGGUAGCUGUCACCUGACAGAGUUUAAGCAGCAGCACCAAAGCUCUCUCUGGUGUUUCCAGCUUGGCAUUAAGAGCAUCAUAUCUGGGAAAAAAACCUGGCUGCAUCCAAGACAGCUUCAGGACGGAUGCCCUGGAUUCCCCUGGUCUGUGGCAGAGCACAGAGUUGUCCCUGUAAAACCCUGCUGCUGGUGCAGCCAACAACAACAGCUUAAUCUGACUCCCAGACCCACUUGUUUAUCCAUCACUACUGGCUGCUUCCUCAGCCUUGGGAAGCAGCAUGAUACCAAAUUAAUUUCCUUUAGGGUAAAACAAAACAGCCCUUUUCUGGCCCAGCCAUUUUCAUGCAGAUGGCAGGACAUGCCUAGGAAAUGUGUCACCCAAUAGGCCACUAACCCCCUUGCUGGUGGUCUGUCCCCACAUGCAGCACAUGCUGGUGGCUCUUGCACAGGCCCAGGGUGCUGGGACAUGUGGUGGAGCAGCAGGACACACGACCCAGCACAUACUUCCCUUCUGGCAAUGCAGCAUUUGGUGCUGCACAUGUGGAUGGCACCAUUCCCACGACUGAGACACGAUAAAAACCACACAAUAAAAACCACAUUCACAGGAAAUCCAGGAUGGGGAAAGAAACUCGACAGCUCCACAGCAAGAGGAGUACAAGCACCCACCCACAGCAACACGAACCAGCACUGCCUCUGCCAUCAUAAUCCUGGCAGUGUGUACAACUGAAUGUCAGUGAAAGUUUUGAAAUGAGCAGAAGAAUUUCACUUAAUGACAUUGAAUGUGAUGCCUUGUCUUCUUUUGAAGCUUCCUCCCCAGACACCUCAGCAGCAGCUAGGCAGAACCCCCACUGCUGUCUUCCAGCUCCUCUGAGCCUUCCCUCUUCAGCCUGAUCCCAGCAGCUCCAGGACCACCAGGUACCACUGUCCCUGUGGUCCAGAGAAACCCAAAUGCAGCAUCUCACCAUGACAAACAUCCCUUGAA